ACCAAGCCCCGCCCUCUUAAAACCUAAAAAAAAAUCCCGUGGUUCGAAACACGAGUGCUCCAAUUUCUUGUACUUGUCCGUCUCGUUCGUGCUCUUAACCUUGUUUUGAGCAAGUUGGCAUUAGUUUCUGCCCAUUUUUCAAACAUGUCCCAACAACUGCCGUGCCCUUCGGAAGCGUCUCGGAGUGCCGAUCGAGCUGGGCUUUGACGACGAGGGGAGGGACAGAAAAAGAAAAGGGGGAAAAAGUGUUGUCAUCUCGGCGCCGUCAACAAACAUGGCUACUCGUCGUCUAGCACCAACCGAACCAGGUCGGCUCUCCUUCCUCUUCGUCUUCUUUUUCUCACUAAAAGCUUCCAAAGUCUUUGGCCGAAGGAUUUGAUUAGCCUGAAGCGAGCCGAGGCUGUUGCUGGACGUGGUGGGGAGCCAUGGAUCCGCUGCACAGAGAGUUUCUGCAAAAGUGUCAUCACAACUUGGCAGAGUCCGUCACCGACGCCGACCAGCUCGUGGAGGUCCUGUCCCGGGGAGGCACGCUGAGCACAGCCGAGCGACACGAACUGACCCUCGGCAGCGGCGCCGGCGGGGAGAAAGUGGAGCUCCUCGUCAAGAUUCUGCUCCGCAAGGACCGAGACCACUUCGCCGACUUCUGCUCAGCCCUGGAGGAGACCAACCCGCACCUGCACUCGGUGCUGCACACCGGUACCGGCACCACUCCCGGGCCCUUGGACCACAGCACCGGCAGCACACGUGACAAGCCGUCGCGACGAUGCGCUAAAGAACAGCAAAAGUGGGCAGAGUCGACACGGCGGACAGGUUCUUCCGGGUCGGCGUCCAGCGUCUUGUCCGCCAUGCCCUCGGAUUCCGAGAGCAGCGGCUCCCUCAGCAGCGCCGGUACGCCAACUCCGAACUCUUCGCCACCGCCGCCGCCGGCCUACGCGGAUGCUACGCGGCCGCACGACAAGAUGGACACGCUCCUGUUCCAGCUGCGCCACGUGACCCGGGAGCGUGACGAGCUCCGCAAGCGGCUGGCGCUCUCCUCGCCCGGGAGCACUUUUGACGACUGCAGGCCCAACUGGAAAGCGGGCCACGACUACGAACGUCUCAAGCUGCAGUGCAUGAAGGCCAUGGGCGAGCUGCAGUCGCUGCAGAACCAGCACAGCGGCACCCUCAAGAGGUGCGAGGAGGCCGUCAAGAAGGCAGACUUCUACCACACGCUGCACAGCCGGCUGGCGGGCGAGCAAGGCCAGCUCAAGGAUGAGCUGGAGGCGCUGAGGCUGGACAACGUGCAACUGCGGCGCCAGCACGACCACGCCAAGCACAACUGCGAGGAACUGCGCCGACUGCGAGACGACCACCAGCGAGAGGUGGCCGACAUGCGCCUGCUGCAUCGACAGGCCAUUCGGGAAGGCUCCUCGGACGCCCUCAACAAGUUGUACGACUCGGCCGUGGACAAACUGGAGAGCGUGAGGAGCGACUACGAGGGCCUUCGCAAGCGCUACGACGACGAGACGGCCGACCACAACGCCGACCUGAGUCGCCUGGACCAUGCGCUGGAGGAGAAGCGGCGCCUUCAGAAGCAGCUGGACGUGCUGACCAAGCAGAGGGACGCCGCCGUCCUCUACCAGCAGCAGUACUCCUCGUCCAUACGCACGUUGGACCAGCAGGAGCUGUCCAAGGCGGCCACGCAGAACGUGGAGCUUCAGCGCGAGAUGGAGCGGCUGCAGACGGAGGCCACGCGCUUCAAAACACAGCAUCUUAAAGCGGCCAAAGAGUGCGAGAAGUACAAGGACGAGCGCGACUCGGUCAUCAGCGAGUACCGGCUGAUCAUGAGCGAGCGCGACCAGGUCAUCAAGGAGGUGGAGCGGCUCCAGUCCGGGCUGGAGCUGGCGGAGGCCAAGCUCAAGAACACGUCCUCGGAGCGCCGCGUGGCCAACGAGGAGCUGGAGGCCCUCCGACAGGAACUGGCGUCGUCGCUGAUGGACAGGGACCGAGCGCUCUGCGAGAAGAACGAGCUUCUGGAGAAGUACUGCCACGAGGUGAAGGACAAGGCAGAGGCGCAGAAGGAGCUGAGCCAGGCCUGCAAGGACAUGGAGACGGUCCGCGAGGAGCGAGACGUCGCCCGCAAGGAGAGGACCGAGGCCAUCGUCCAGCGGGACCGGCUGCUGCGCGAGUAUUAUCAGGCCAGACAGAAACAAGACUCGGCCACUAUGGACACAGAGCGAGCCAACAAAGAGAUCGAGAUGCUGAGGAAGCAAUACGAGGCCGUGGGGCAGGAGCUGAAGGAGGCUCUGCAGGAGGCCGAGGUGGCCAAGUGUCGUAGGGACUGGGCCUUCCAAGAGAGGGACAAGAUCGUGGCGGAACGGGAAAGCGUUCGCACCUUGUGCGACAACCUGAGACGAGAGCGUGACCGAGCCGUCAGCGACCUGGCCGACGCGCUGAGGAAUCUAGACGACACCAGGAAGCAGAAGAACGACGCCAUGCGGGAGCUCAAAGAACUCAAGGACAAAAUGGAGGACCAACUGGAAAAGGAGGCUCGCUUCCGCCAGCUCAUGGCUCACAGUUCGCACGAUUCCGCCAUCGACAUGGACACGGUGGAGUGGGAGACGGAAGUUGUGGAGUUUGAGAAGCGCAGGGACAUGGACAUGGAUUUGGAAGCGCUGGGCUUUGACAUCGCCGAGGGUGUGAACGAUCCUUAUUUACCGGGAGAUUGCGGCGUCUUUGUCACUAAGGUGGACAAAGGAAGUCUAGCGGAGGGCCGCUUAAGGGUGAACGACUGGCUGCUAAAGAUCAACAACGUGGACCUGACCAGCAAAGACGGGAAGCAGGCCGUCAAAGCCGUGCUGAGCGGCGAGGGCGUGAUCAAUAUGGUGGUCCGCCGCAGGAAGUCGUUGGGGGGCCGGGUCGCCGCUCCUGUCCAGAUAAACCUCGCCGGACAAAAAGACUGCGGCAUCUGCCUGGAAAGCGGAGUCUUUGUCGCCUCGCUGGCGCCGGGCGGUCCGGCGGUCCGAGACAAUCAUCUGGCAGUCGGGGAUAGGCUGUUAGCUAUUAACGGCAUCCCGCUGGAUAACAAGUCGCUGGCCGAGUGUGACGCUCUGCUGAGGACAUGCCGCGAGUCGCUCUGCAUCUCCCUCGCCAAGUUCCUGCCGCAGAGCUGCUCCGGCCAGAGUUUAUACGAAACUCUGAGGGACUCUGAGAAAGUCUGCAAAAGCUGCCGUAGCGCCGAACGCACGCAGGCCGACAGCUGUGCUUGCGAAUUGGGGUGCGGCGAGGACGACGGAGCGCGUGGCGACGGCGGCGAUGUCGCCGGCCUUCGUGGCGACUCGCUACACUCCCGCAGCCCCUCGGAACCCCUGGCGGACUUCGGCUACAGGAGGCGGGACCUCCACCGGCGGCCCUUCACCUUCACGCCCGCGUUGCCCCACUGCAGCGCUCCUGCGCCAAAGGCUGGCGGCGGCACUUGGCCCAAAGUCAUCGGCGGAGCGUCCGUUGCCGAGUGCGCACAGCUCUCCGUCUACAAGAGAGCCAAACAACGCAAGUCCAUCUUUGACGCAAACCCUUUCAGGAGAGCGGAAGCGCCUCCAAGUUUGGACUACGUCUCGCUUUCUCAGCUGCCCAGACACUCGCCCCAGAGCUCGCUGGCCGAAUCCUCCCAAGGUCCGCCCGGCGACACGUUCAGGUUCAAGCACUCGCAGCAGAGCAGCUCGGCGUCAGACUCCGCCGUCCCGGCUUCUCCCAAGCCCGUUACGGACGGGGAGGGCGGUCAGCAGCUCUACUACUCGGCCGAAGCUCCUCAAAGAGAGUCCAAGACGCCGGCGGAUGAUGACGGGAGUCCACACCGCGAGCCAGACAAGAGAAGGUACCGGCCCAAAUCGGCACCGGCGCUGCGGCGGAACGUGACACCGCUGCGUAUCCCGCCUCCCGUGCAGAUUCACCAUUUCUCCAACGACGAGCACUCCCCCGAGCCCAUGGAUUUGUUGCGCUUCUCCCCGAUGCGAAAUAAUCGCUACAGCAUGCACCUUGCGCCGCCCAGCUACAGCAGCGCCGUUGCACAACCGACGCAGCGAGGCUUAGCACCGAGUCCGGCGAAGAUCUCGGUGACGAGGAACGCAGUCUACCCGGGCCGGAAUAACCAGAUGCAGAGCGGCAAUUCCAACGUCCAAGUGCGGUCACUUGCAAGCGCCCAGCGUCACGGUCGCCACAGUGUGGACCUCUACCACAAGCUCACAGGGGACGUUGGCGAGAGCAGCCCGACGCCUCACGGCACCAACUCCCUCCCCUCCAGCGCCAGACUGGUCUCCCUGAGCGCGUUGCAGUUUAGGGCCGAGCGCAUUCGAAUCCCAUCGACUCGUUACCCGUGCUCCACUGGAUCCGAUGCAGGCUCCCGUUCCGAGUGCAGCUCGCCUGCAACGCCUCCCACGUCCCCCGUUGGCUCAGGCGGCAGUUUUUUUGUCAGUAGCCAAUCAGCGAUCUCCGUCCCCACACGGCUCAGGAUAUCCACCAGCCGGAAGGACAGGCCGUGUUCGGAGGAGCCGCGUAACUUAACGGUGCAGAAAGGAGCCGAGCCGCUGGGCAUCUCCAUCGUGAGCGGUGAGAACGGCGGUGUCUUUGUGUCCAAAGUGACUGCGGGAAGCAUCGCUCACCAAGCUCAUUUGGAGUACGGAGAUCAGCUCUUGGAGUUUAACGGCAUCAAUCUGCGCAAUGCCAACGAGCAGCAGGCGCGCUUGGUGAUCGGGCAGCAGUGUGACACGGUCACCAUUUUGGCUCAGUACAACCCUCACAUGUUUCAGCUGGGCAAUCACUCGCGAUCCAGCUCUCGCAUGGAGUCCGUCGGCAGCCGGCCGACCCCGCGGGACAGGGGCGCCAGUACCCCGGACGAGCGCUCCUUGAGCGACAGCAAGCAGGACGAGGGCAUGGCGACGCCCCCCUCCACGCGGGCCGCCGCCAGGCUUCCUGUCGGCGCUUUGCCUCGUCUGGUCAGGCUGAAGAGGGUCCAGGGCGAGCUGGGAGUGCAGAUCUGUGGAGGCAACCUCUACGGCAUCUUUGUGGAGAGCCUGGAUGAAGACAGCCCUGCUCAAACUCUCGAUGGCCUUCUGCCUGGAGACCUGAUACUGGAGUACAACGGCAUCAGCAUGAAGAACAAAACCAAAGAGGAGGCUUAUCUGGAAUUGUUGAAGCCGGCCGAAACGAUCACGGUCAAGGUUCAAAACUGCGUGGACGAGCUCGCCGCCGUCAGAGAGCUACCCGGAGAUGGAUUUUUCAUCCGAUCGCUUUACGAGAGAGAGGCCGACGUGGAGCUGGAGCUGAGCUUCAAGAAGGACGACAUCCUCUACGUGGAGGACACGCUGCCCAACGGCAACUUUGGCUACUGGAUGGCGUGGCGCCUUGACGAGAAGGCGCACAAGUUGGAGAGAGGGCAGAUUCCCAGCAAGUUCAUGAUGGAUCAGGAGUUCUACCGGAGGCACGGCCUGGCCGACGUCAAGGACGACGGCAGCGGUGGCAAAAGCAUGUCGGCCGCCGCCCGGAGGUCCUUCUUUCGCCGGAGGGUGAAGCACAAGCGCAACGGAUCCAAAGACGGCAAAGACCUGAUGGCAUCCGAAGCCAUGAUGUCCGAUUACUUGCCCAUGGCCGAAGAUGGCGCGUGCCUCGUCUAUCAGCGGGUGCAGAAGGUGGAGUGCUCAGCCCCCAGACCUGUGCUGAUCUUGGGGCCACUGGCCGAGGCUAGCAAGGACAUGCUGGUCAACGAGGCGCCCGCCAAAUUCAGUCGCUGUCCACCGGAGAUCAUGAAGGCGUCCCAGCAGGCUAUCGAGCGAGGCGUGAAGGACUGCGUCUUCAUCGACUUCAAGCGACGCAGCGGCCAUUUUGACGUCACCACCGUGGCCUCCAUAAAGGAGAUCACGGAGAAGGACUCUCACUGUUUGCUCGACAUUGGGGCGCACGCCAUCGAACGCCUCCACAGCGUUCAUGUCUACCCCAUCGUCAUUUUCAUCCGCUACAAAAAUGCAAAGCAGAUCAAAGAGCAGAAGGAUCCCUUGUACCUGCGGGAUAAACUCUCGCAGAAGCUCUCCAAGGAGCAGUUUGAGGCGGCCCAGAAGACGGAGCAGGAGUACAGCCGCUUCUUCACAGGUGUCGUGCAAGGCGGCAGCGUGUCCUACAUUUGCACUCAGAUUGUCACCAUCGUGGAGCAGGAGCAGAAUAAAGUUCUGUGGAUCCCCGACGGAGCGCCGUAAAACGGGUACCGAAGAAGAAAAAAAAAAAAAAUCUGCACAACUUUAUCAUCGGGGUAAAUGAACUGCUGACGCCACUGCCCGCGACCUCCACAAACACACCCAAAACCAGAGCGAUGUACUGUACCUCAAAUAGUUGUUGACGCUCGUAUAAAAUACGACAGCAAUAUGCGUUUCUAUCUAGAAGCACUCCUCGACACAAUCUGGAGCACCUUUGCCCCGCUCACCAGAUAUUUGUCUAUUUUUAUCAAAUCAUGGAGAUGGAGCUUAAUGGUAUUCAACAUAGCAGACUUUUUUUCCCCCCACCCUCUGUUCAUCAUUUCAGGCCUCACAUUAUGAUGUCAGCGUGCCACGCAUUUUAAAUAUAUUUAUUUCUACGCUACAAGUGUAAUACAAAGCACAUAACAGCAGCUUUUCACUUUGUGUGUGUUUUCUACUUGAGUUGUCAAUUGCGUUUUGCAUUCUUCCUUUAGCUGGGUUGCAUUAAAGGGAUGUUUGUCGGUUGUCCUGGUUAGCGACUCGCAUCUUCCAACAUUUCAUCUGUUGGAAUAACAAUCAUCUUUUUCUUUUGACUCUGAUUAAAAAGGGUACGGACGAUGACAUGGUCAAA
Molecule: messenger RNA, 6831 nt
Organism: Syngnathus typhle (broad-nosed pipefish)
Lineage: Eukaryota; Metazoa; Chordata; Actinopteri; Syngnathiformes; Syngnathidae
Product: disks large homolog 5-like
Exons: 34
Coding region: 426-6224 (1932 amino acids)
Biological process (GO): regulation of apoptotic process
Molecular function (GO): protein binding
Source: RefSeq, a predicted model, not a curated record